Molecule: messenger RNA, 1335 nt
Organism: Coniosporium apollinis CBS 100218
Lineage: Eukaryota; Fungi; Ascomycota; Dothideomycetes
Exons: 4
Coding region: 1-1335 (444 amino acids)
Biological process (GO): endoplasmic reticulum to Golgi vesicle-mediated transport; positive regulation of GTPase activity
Cellular component (GO): endoplasmic reticulum membrane
Molecular function (GO): GTPase activator activity
Source: RefSeq, a predicted model, not a curated record
AUGGAUCACGAACUUCGCGACUCGAGGGACGCGAUACUAUCCUCACACAGGUCGCGCCGAAGUUUCGAUGCCGCCCAAGGCCAUAAUGCCAGCCAAAGCCCCUGCCGUGAGCCGUCUUCGGCGAGAGAGAAAGACUUGCUUAUCACGCCGGCAGACAAGGUGACGCGAAUCCUGCAGUCAUGCAGGGACAACGAUCUCGAUGCAUUGACCGCUCUGGCAACGAGUCCCGGCGGCUUUGUUGACGACGGCACCAGAAAAACCGCGUGGCCAGUGCUGCUGGGUUCAGUAGCAGGCUCGGGGACCAUCGCCACGGACGAAGAUGAAACGUGGAGAUCACUGCCGCGGCAUCGCGAUGAGGAUCAAGUGAGGCUUGAUGUCGACAGAUCCUUCGUGUAUUAUCCAAACGACCAAUCAGAGAAGCAGAUACAAGUCAAAAAGCAGGAGCUCUCCGAUCUGAUCACGAAGACGCUUCGAAAACACCCCGCCCUGUGUUAUUUCCAGGGCUAUCAUGACAUAGUCCAAGUCUUCCUGCUGGUUCUCGGAGUUGCUCGGGCACCGCCGGCCGUUGAGCGCCUUUCCCUGCUCCGGAUACGAGACUUCAUGCUCCCCUCGCUCUCUGCAGCCAUCAGCCACCUACAGCUGCUCCCUUCGAUUCUUCAUGCUUCGGAUCCUGUUUUAUGCAAGCAUGUUGAGGGCACUCAGCCAUUCUUCGCGUUGGCAGCGACGCUAACACUCUACGCCCACGACAUCCAAGAAUAUGGAGACAUCGCGCGGCUGUUCGACUUCCUCCUGGCUCACGAGGCCGUAGUGUCUGUCUAUCUCUACGCAGAGAUCAUCCUGUCACGAAAGCAGGAACUGCUCGAGAUUGACGACGAUGAGCCGGAGAUGCUCCAUUUUACCCUCUCGAAGCUUCCAAAUCCUCUCAAUCUCGAGCAUCUGAUCUCAGAGACUGUAGUCUUGUUCCAGAAGUACCCUCCAGAGUCACUUCCGUUCCGCGCCUGGCGGAGCAUAUCCUCGUACAGUGUCCUCAAAACCACUCGAUCUCCCAGGCAGCUGGCCGGCCAGACUCUGGAUGAUGGACAAGUGCUGUUUGACAAGCAGGCUGCGCAGAUGCGGCGCGCUCACGCUGUGCAACAGGUGAUGAAAGACACUAAAAGGCUCAUGUGGGUAUACAGACGGCCGGCUGGAACUCUCAGCCUGACUAUACUUAUCGGGCUGUUAGCGCUGUGGCUUGGGAAGCACGGCGCUGCUGGAAAUAGCCCAUUGGCGAGCUCAGCGACCACAUGGGGGCCGACCUUAGGAACCCUUGUCGCAUUCCUAAGAGGCCAUCGGUAG